Molecule: messenger RNA, 1086 nt
Organism: Entamoeba invadens IP1
Lineage: Eukaryota; Evosea; Mastigamoebida; Endamoebidae
Exons: 1
Coding region: 1-1086 (361 amino acids)
Source: RefSeq, a predicted model, not a curated record
AUGAGUAUUUAUAAUAACAUUAAAAAUGAUGUGGAAUCAGAUAAAAUUGAAUGGAAAGAUAUUUCAAUUGAAGAAUUUAACGCAUUUCUUGCAGUAACAAUAAUACAAGGACAAUUCAAAGAUAAUAAAAUUGCACUUGAUGCGUUGUGGCAAAGUGAAAAAUCAAGUAUAUUAUAUAAAGCACCAAUAUCUUUAAAGAAAUACAAACUCAUCAAAAAAUAUUUGAGAUUUGAUGAUGGUGCGUAUUUAAGAGAAAUUGCAAGAAUCGAGUUUAAAAGUGUUACUGAUGACAUUUCCCAAGAUUCCGAAGAUGUAUUAGAAGAAGAUCACCAAGAAGAACAAGAGAUAUCACCGAUUACAAGAACAUCUACCCCAGAAGUAGAUUUGGACUUUAAUUGUGAUUUUGUCACAACACAAAGCCAAACAAUUGAAGAUGGCAAUACAUCUAUGUGUUCUUUACAACAAACUGCUAGUUUUCAAGUACCAAUAUCAACACAACGUAUCACGAAUACCAGAACCACUCAACUCAGAAUGCUUCCUUCACAUAUGCUUCGACACGACGAACGCCCCAUGACAUCUCAAAUCGUUUCACAACAACAGACACCAACAAGACAUAUUACUAACUUAACCACACAACUUCGAUUACAACCAAUAAGACCACUUGUGUAUCCUUUGCCUUUUCAACAAGUAGUCGGUUCAACUUCAACAGUCCCCAUAAGAAACACGAGUUCAUUAGAUCCAAUUAUCAGAAUUCAACAUAUAAAUAACACCAAUGUGGUAGACACUAUAACACAAGACAGUGAUACAAAUAAAUAUGAAAUAUCAAAUCCUGCAAACUCUAUUUAUCCAGAAGAUAAAAACGACUCGGAUAACUUUUCAUAUAUUAAAAUAAUAUAUGAUGCAUUCAAUGAAAAUUUGGUCAGUAUUUAUCCAGAACUUUACCGUUGUAGUUCUGAAUUAUCAAUUGAUGAAAAUUUAUACAAUUAUUAUGGUAAUUAUUGUAACAAAACUUUCAUGCCAUCGAAGCCGGGUAAAUAUGGUAUGAAAUUUUUUUGUUGGCAGACUCUACAACCAACCUUGUUUUAA